Messenger RNA from Poecilia latipinna (sailfin molly), 1764 nucleotides. It is a transcript of the gene slc7a5, whose product is annotated as solute carrier family 7 member 5. The record is from RefSeq and is a predicted model, not a curated record. The transcript is spliced from 10 exons. Bases 148 to 1707 code for a protein of 519 amino acids. Gene Ontology annotation, cellular component: membrane. Gene Ontology annotation, biological process: amino acid transmembrane transport; neutral amino acid transport. NCBI's taxonomy places the organism in Eukaryota, Metazoa, Chordata, Actinopteri, Cyprinodontiformes, Poeciliidae. Gene Ontology annotation, molecular function: neutral L-amino acid transmembrane transporter activity; L-amino acid transmembrane transporter activity.
ACAACCACGCUGCUUUAACACACGCUUUCAGACUCCUCGUGUCUGAGUCCGGCCUGAGCGUCAGUCGGAGCCCGUCCCGGAUCGCGGCGGACAGACAGCGGAGAGGCGGCAGCUUCACGGAAGAAGAAGAAAGAGGAAGCUCCGCAGAUGUCAUCGGUGAAGAAGAGAAACUCCAACUCCUCCGGUGGCCGGGAAGAGGACCGGCAGGUGACCGAGAGGAUGCUGUCCGCCGGCUCCAAUCCAGCUGGAACCCCGGGGAGCGACGCCCGGAGCCCCAGCAGCCUCCUGCCGGCGGACGCAGCGGAGGACGGGGUCGCCCUGAAGCGGACCAUCACCCUGACGAACGGCGUGGCCAUCAUCGUGGGUACAAUCAUCGGCUCGGGGAUCUUCGUGACGCCGACCGGCGUGUAUCGGGAAGCGGGCUCGGUGGGUAUGUCCCUGAUCGUGUGGGCGGUGUGCGGGGUGUUCUCCACGGUGGGAGCGCUGUGCUACGCGGAGCUGGGAACCACCAUCAGCAAGUCCGGGGGGGACUACGCGUACAUCCUGGAGGUGUACGGCUCCCUGCUGGCGUUCCUCAAGCUUUGGAUCGAGCUGCUCAUCAUCCGGCCCUCCUCCCAGUACAUCGUUGCCUACGUGUUCGCGACAUACCUGCUGAAGCCCAUCUUCCCGGUGUGCCCGGUACCGGAGCAAGGGGCCAAGCUGGUGGCCUGCCUCUGCAUCCUCUUGCUGACGUUUGUGAACUGCUACAGCGUGAAAGCGGCCACCAGGGUGCAGGACUUCUUUGCCGCCGCCAAGCUCCUGGCGCUCGCCCUCAUCAUCAUCAUCGGCUUCGUCAAGAUCGGCCAAGGUGGAACGGAUGAACUCCUUCCUGAAAACUCCUUUAAAGGAUCCAGUUAUGAGUUCGGUAACAUCGGCUUGGCGCUCUACAGCGGACUCUUUGCCUACGGUGGCUGGAACUACUUGAACUUUGUCACUGAAGAAAUGAUCGAGCCUUACAAAAACCUUCCUCGAGCCAUCAUCAUCUCUCUGCCCAUCGUCACCGCUGUGUACGUUCUCACCAACCUGGCCUACUUCACCACCAUCUCUCCUGAAGACAUGCUCAGCUCGGAGGCUGUCGCUGUGGACUUUGGGAACUACCACCUGGGCCCCAUGGCGUGGAUCAUCCCUGUGUUUGUGGGUCUGUCGUGUUUCGGUUCGGUCAACGGUUCGCUCUUCACAUCAUCCAGGUUAUUCUUUGUGGGGUCGCGGGAGGGUCACCUGCCCAGCCUGCUGUCCAUGAUCCACCCCACGCUGCUGACGCCGCUGCCCUCACUCAUAUUCACGUGUUUGAUGACGCUGCUCUACGCUUUCUCCAACGACAUCUUCUCCGUCAUCAACUUCUUCAGCUUCUUCAACUGGCUCUGCAUCGCCAUGGCGAUUGUGGGAAUGAUGUGGCUCCGCUACAAGAAGCCCGAGCUGGAGCGGCCGAUUAAGGUGAACAUCCUGCUGCCGGUGAGCUUCGUCCUCGCCUGCCUCUUCCUCAUCAUCGUGUCUUUCUGGAAGACGCCGAAGGAGUGCGCCAUCGGCUUCGGCAUCAUCGCCACCGGACUGCCCGUCUACUUUGUCGGCGUUUGUUGGAAGAACAAACCCAGGUGGAUGACGCGCGGCAUCUUCACGACCACCGCCUGGUGUCAAAAGGUCAUGGAGGUCGUCCCUCAGGAGUCCUAAAAGACCAUCUGCCUUUUUUUUUUUUUACUUCUAUUUUUUAUUUGGCCUCUGAUGUCA